This is a messenger RNA of Pseudonaja textilis, 1885 nucleotides long. The record is from RefSeq and is a predicted model, not a curated record. Lineage: Eukaryota; Metazoa; Chordata; Lepidosauria; Squamata; Elapidae.
GAGGACAUGGGUAGCCGAGCGCCGAGGUUGCCCAUUGAGGGACUUCGGCCCGGAGACGAGAAAGGGGUCGGGGUGGCGGCGGCUGGGCUGAGAGGACGACCGACAUGUGGCUGCUCGGUAGCGGGCUCCCCUGCGCUGCCUUCGCCCCGAGGAGCCUCACGAGGCUGGUAGCGGAGGGCAAACCGCUGUUUGGAAACCAGUUGAAAAUGUCGAGUUCGAAUUCGCUGCCAGAAGCCCAGAUGGGACAUUUUCAAGAGGGCCCUGAUUUGAAGGAUUUCAUAUCUGGGGAACUUUCGGACAAAACCAAGUGGGCAGAAUAUAAAGGCCAUUUAAAGCGUCAAAAAGGAGAAAGGUUACGGCUUCCUCCUUGGUUGAAAACUGAGAUCCCCAUUGGAAAAAAUUAUAAUAAGCUGAAGAACACAUUGCGCAAUUUAAAUCUACAUACGGUGUGCGAGGAGGCCAGGUGUCCAAACAUUGGAGAAUGCUGGGGGGGAGGAGAAUACGCUACUGCUACAGCCACUAUCAUGCUCAUGGGGGACACGUGUACGAGAGGCUGUCGCUUCUGCUCGGUGAAGACGUCAAGGAAUCCUCCUCCGUUGGACCCCGAAGAACCCUGUAACACUGCAAAAGCAAUUGCUGAAUGGGGACUGGAUUAUGUUGUCUUGACCUCUGUAGACAGGGAUGGUGAGUUGUACUUCUUGUACCACCAGUGGUCCCUAGCCCACUGGUGGGCGACCACUGAGGCAGAGGACCGGUUGCCGGCAUUUUUGAAGCCCACCCAUGUUUACACAGUUUUCUCGCUUUGCAGGAAUCCCAACAUUCUGGUGGAAUGCUUAACGCCCGACUUCCGAGGGGACCUCGAAGCGGUGGAGACAGUGGCUUUGUCUGGAUUGGACGUCUAUGCCCACAACGUGGAGACGGUCCCCGAAUUGCAGAGCAAAGUUCGGGAUCCGCGGGCCAAUUUCGAGCAAUCCAUCCGCGUUUUGAAGCGCGCCAAGGAAGUUCAGCCGGAGGUGAUUUCUAAAACGUCAAUCAUGCUCGGCCUGGGCGAGACCGACGAACAGCUGCACGCCACCCUGAAAAGAUUACGUGAAGCUGAUGUGGAUUGCUUGACCCUGGGACAGUAUAUGCAGCCAACAAAACGGCAUCUGAAGGUGGAAGAAUACGUUACUCCAGAGAAAUUUAAAUACUGGGAGAAAGUUGGAAACGACCUCGGAUUUCAUUACACGGCUAGCGGGCCUCUUGUGCGUUCUUCUUACAAAGCAGGUGAAUUUUUCUUGAAAAACUUAAUCCAUAAGAGAAAGAAGAACGACAUCUGAUGCGUCCAAGACUGAAAAGAAGAAUCGCACUCUUUCCCUUGUGUUCCCGAUGGCAAUAUCACAGAUCAACCCAAUUAAAACAACCUGGAAGCCUUCAUUGCUUCAUUAAAAAAAAAAAGAAUACAAAAUAUUUUAUUUGUUCCUGGACCCCAACAUGUUCUCAUAUUGUACAAAUAAAAAAAAAUAUCAGUCAUUAUCCAGUAAGUGGUGUUCAAACAUAUCAAGAAAAACAGAAGUAGAAUGAGACACACACACACAUUAAGGAAUCAAAAGAUGGACAUGCAUUUUCCCCCUCUUUCUUCAAUAAUCACUGCUUGCUCCGUUAGUCCCGUUAUAUUGCUAACCUGUCUUUUCAACGAGAAUCGUAGGAAUAAGAAAUUCUCUGUCAUUAUCACUGUUUGCAUAAAACACAAUAAACGGCUUUUGUCAUUGGUCAUAAAUAGGAUUAAAAGCAUCUGUACCGUAAAUGAUAUUCCUGAUUAAAAUGUUGGAUUGGAGCUCAGCUACAAUAUUAUCUUUCCCUCCUCAACUAACAAGAUCCGCUUUAUAAAAGGUAUGAAUGAGGC